Messenger RNA from Elaeis guineensis (African oil palm), 601 nucleotides. RefSeq names its product anamorsin homolog. NCBI's taxonomy places the organism in Eukaryota, Viridiplantae, Streptophyta, Magnoliopsida, Arecales, Arecaceae. Gene Ontology annotation, molecular function: iron-sulfur cluster binding. Gene Ontology annotation, cellular component: cytoplasm. Gene Ontology annotation, biological process: iron-sulfur cluster assembly. The record is from RefSeq and is a predicted model, not a curated record.
UUUGGGUCAUCUUUCCGCAUUAAAAGAGCAGUAACGACUGUUCCCAAGAUUCAAAUUGACGAUGAAUCAGAUCUUAUUGAUGAAGAUAGUCUCUUGACUGAGGAAGACUUGAAGAAACCACAGCUACCACCUGUUGGAGAUUGUGAAGUUGGAAGCACAAGGAAAGCUUGCAAGAACCGUGUUUGUGGUCGAGCUGAGGCAGAGGAGAAAGUGCAGAAGCUGGGGCUGACCGCAGAGCAGAUCAACAAUCCUCAGUCUGCAUGUGGCAAUUGUGGACUUGGGGAUGCAUUCCGGUGCAAUGGCUGCCCUUACAGAGGUCUUCCUCCAUUCAAGUUGGGCGAAAAGGUUUCCUUAACUGGUAACUUUCUUGUGGCUGAUAUAUGAUGGUUGAGAAGAGCCAGCAUUGACCGUUUCCAUCAAAAAGAGACGAGCCAGCAUUGAAGUAGAAUAAUUUACUUUGUCAACAUUUCUUUUUUUUGUUCUGACGGUUAGAUCAUUGGUUGUUUGUCUUGCACUGAAAGAAGAAUCAAACUCAUAGAAAACAUUGAGUUGGACAGACUUUGUUCUCAAUGAAUUAAGAUAAUCAAAAUUUGGUUCAUCA